Cordyceps fumosorosea ARSEF 2679 is the source of this 357-nucleotide messenger RNA. Its product is annotated as Soluble quinoprotein glucose/sorbosone dehydrogenase. Bases 1 to 357 code for a protein of 118 amino acids. The transcript is spliced from 2 exons. Lineage: Eukaryota; Fungi; Ascomycota; Sordariomycetes; Hypocreales; Cordycipitaceae. The record is from RefSeq and is a predicted model, not a curated record.
AUGCCCGUGAUGAUGGUGCGAGGCGCUCCGGCCAAGCCCGCCGCCGACGGCGUCACCUGCAAUGUCCUCACGAACCAGGUCGCCCAGCCCAGGCAGCUCGUGCAGGAUCGGCUAGGCAACGUGCUCAUGGCCGAGCAAAGGGGAAUCCGACGGCUUGAACUCGACGACGCCGAAGGCAUGGACCUCAUCUCCCUCACGGCGGACGGCAAGACGCUCUUCGCCUCGUCCUCGACGGACGUGUACGCCUUCCCGUACGAUGCUGAGAUGCACGAGGGUGCGAUCUUAGUGCUGGUCCAGGGCAUGUCACAGCCACCGCCGUCGCCGCCGCUUCGCCGCUGGCCGAAAAGAGAAAGGUAG